This is a messenger RNA of Cordyceps fumosorosea ARSEF 2679, 813 nucleotides long. Its product is annotated as IBR finger domain protein. The transcript has 4 exons. Lineage: Eukaryota; Fungi; Ascomycota; Sordariomycetes; Hypocreales; Cordycipitaceae. The record is from RefSeq and is a predicted model, not a curated record. Bases 1 to 813 code for a protein of 270 amino acids.
AUGGCGACUUUCGAUACCGAGUCGCUGCGCCUCGCCUUGGAGCUUCGGGACGUGGAGGGGUUCCAGACGGCUGCGAGCGGACGCACGAAGCGUGUGGCUACCGGGAAGAGAACGGUGGCUGCCCCUCGAACGAGAACUCGGCAACCACGAAAGGCCAAAGCCCCGACGGAGCAAACGACAGCCUUAGCGCAGGCUACAGAUACAGAGGCCAAGCAGGAAACGAGCGCACCAGCGAUUGCGUCUGCGGAGGCCUUGCGAUGCUCAGUCUGCAUGGAAGUGCUGAACGAGAACCCGACUUUCCGCGCACCAUGCAACCGCUUGUAUUGCGCGACGUGCCUCAUCGGGCACGUCACCGCUUCCAUUGCUGAUAAAGUUGACGGCGGGCCCGAGUUCCCUCCCGAGUGCUGCUCGGUGCCCAUCCCGAUCCUCGGCGUUGCUCUCGAGCUGCUGCCAGCCCAAUCUGAGGACCCGUUCAUCCCGCCGUCCAACUUCACGGACGAUUACGGCACGUGUGCCGCGUACGGGCAGCAGACGUGCAUACUUUGCAGAACCGCGAAGCACGACGGGAUAUGCCCGGGCGACCCUACGCAGAACGCGGUGCGGGAAGCUGGCACGCCAGAAGGGCUGGCAGCCCUGCACCCGCUGCGGACGUUACGUGGGAGAAGACCGCGGGCUGCCUGCAUAUGUAUUGCUGAUGCGGACGGGAGUUCUGCUACCGAUGUGGCAGAGAUUGGGGGCAUCAUGCCGAGGGUUUCUGGGGGUAGACCAACAGCCUCUUCAGGUGUUCAGCUGAAGGGCUGGGUAAAAUCGUAA